Molecule: messenger RNA, 1478 nt
Organism: Cheilinus undulatus (humphead wrasse)
Lineage: Eukaryota; Metazoa; Chordata; Actinopteri; Labriformes; Labridae
Exons: 7
Coding region: 161-1150 (329 amino acids)
Source: RefSeq, a predicted model, not a curated record
GGUGAAACAUUGCGUUGCAGUGUCAUUGCUCCGCACAGUUUCGUGCGAGUUGUGAACACAUACGUUUUCUAUGAAAAUCGUCAAAUUUGAAACGAAAAACCGGUGAAAAUCGUCUUCUGUGAGCUUGAAGAGCUUAGUUUAACAUUUUACAGCCUAAAAUAUGCAAAACUACACAGAGACGCUCAGAGACUUUGCAGAGAGGCAUGCGGCAGGUCUCACUGUUGCUUUCUUUGCGGGGGCUGGUGUACUGGCCUUGCGUCGGUGGUUGGCUGGGGGAGUGUGUCGGAGCAAGGUCAGGCUUGAUGGGAAAACAGUCCUGAUUACAGGAGCCAACACUGGCAUUGGCAAGGAGACAGCCUUGGAUAUGGCCCAGCGGGGAGCCAGAGUGAUCCUAGCCUGCAGAGAUAUGACCAGAGCUCGCAUUGCAGCCGAUGAGAUUCGGCAGCGGAGCGGAAACGGCAAUGUGGUGGUGAAGAAACUAGACCUGGCCUCCCUGCAGUCUGUCAGAGACCUGGCUAAAGAUGUUCAGGAGAAUGAAGAGCGGUUGGAUAUCCUUGUCAACAAUGCAGGUGUCAUGAUGUGUCCCAAAUGGAAGACUGAGGACGGCUUUGAAAUGCAGUUUGGUGUGAACCACCUGGGACAUUUUCUUCUCACCAACUGCCUCCUGGACCUGCUGAAGAGGUCAGCUCCUAGUCGCAUUGUCAUCGUCUCCAGCCUGGCACAUGAGAAGGGCCGUAUACACUUUGAAGACAUCAACCUUGAUAAAGACUACAGGCGUGAGGUGAGCUAUCGCCAGAGCAAGCUGGCUAAUGUGCUCUUCUGCAAAGAGCUGGCUGCAAGACUGAAAGGCACUGGUGUUACGGUGUACAGUCUGCACCCUGGAGUCAUUCGCACAGAGUUAGGCCGCCAUCUAUUCCCAACUUUGGCCCUGUGGAAAAGGAUCAUAGCCAUGCCAUUUUUAAUGCUGAUCAAAAGUCCCUGGGAAGGAGCUCAGACCACCAUCUACUGCGCUGUGGAUGAGAGUGUGGCGAAUGACAGCGGCCUCUAUUACAGUGACUGUGCCCCUAAAACAGCAGCUCCACAGGCCCUUGAUGAUGUUGCAGCCAGGAAACUGUGGGAUCUCAGUGCUUCCAUGGUGGGUCUGGCUUAAACACAGCAGCCUGAUCUGCUGCAGCUGGAGUUGGUGUCUUUGUGAACCCUUUUGAAAAAGGCAUAACCAAAAAGUACUGCAAUAAUAAGGAUUGGGAAUUAUAUAUGUUUGCAGAUAUCUUAGAGUUAAAACAUAUGCAUCAUGUUGCACUGACAGUUUGCUUCAUCUUUAUACUGCACUUUCUGCAUUAUUGUUUGAACAACCUGAAGUGUUUUUAUCAUGCAGCUAAGUCUUUUGCAGGAAGAGGCAACACUAGCUUUAUAUGUUACCAUUAGCAACUCCCUUAAUGCACUUUUAUUUUUUAUUUAAAACACUUAUUCAGGCUGAA